Rhopilema esculentum is the source of this 6218-nucleotide messenger RNA. RefSeq names its product Fanconi anemia group I protein. The record is from RefSeq and is a predicted model, not a curated record. NCBI's taxonomy places the organism in Eukaryota, Metazoa, Cnidaria, Scyphozoa, Rhizostomeae, Rhizostomatidae. Gene Ontology annotation, biological process: DNA repair. Gene Ontology annotation, molecular function: DNA polymerase binding.
UUUUCGUGGACUCAGGUUUGGCGCCAAAGUCAAGUUCAUAUUGCCAUCAUGGCGGAAGAUGAAAUUAUCUAAAAUGAGAUCCUUGACACAACAUACACAAUGGAAGAUAAAAUUUUACAGCUUUGCAGAGAUAGUAACUCGAAGCAGCUGAAGAAUUUUAUCAACAGCCUUGAUAUAACCGAGAUUCUUGAUAAUAUUACAAAACUGCUUGAAGCAGAGGCAGAAGAAUCAGUUAUCUUUCUCAGGCAUGUUUUUGAAGGUAAAAUGUCCGAAGGUUUUCAAAAAGAUGCUGUUAAGAUAUACAUUCAUCUUUUCAAUUAUUUGAAUGAAAAUGAACUACCUCCAAAGUUGGCAUCUGACGUCAUCAGCCUUCUUCUUGUUGAGAUUGACGAUCUCAGCAUCAAAACUUUGGUAGAGGUUAUAGAUUUCAUGAUAAAUUGUGUCAAAUCUGGAGCAGUAAUAACUUCCAAACCACUGGAGUUGUUUCCAAAGAUUCUUGCAAGUUUGUCAAACCUGCGAACAGUGCCUUUGAAAGACAAUGGCGAGAUGAAUGGAGAUGACUACAAAAGCCACAUUUUGAACACAUUAUGCUCAUGCAGAUGGUCUCCAAAAACUGUAAUACACAUUGUAAAGAUGCUAAGGGAUGUUGAAAUGACGCAAGAUGAGCUUCGCUUUGUGUUGACAAAAAUAAACAGAAUAAUGCCUGAGGUGGAUUUCCAAAAUUUCCCUGCACUGUGCUACCAAGUUUUACUUCUGUCAUCACAGGGCCAGAAGCAACUUGUAUUGGAUGGGAUAUGCUCUUUUGUGAACGCACAAGACAGAGGAUCAGCUGGUGAAGAUGAAGAUUUUCAUGCGGCUGUAGAGAAUCCUCUGUUGAAACAGACCAAAGGCACUGUUAUUAUCCACGUGACAUUUGCAGUCAAGCAAGAUCAAGAACUAGGAAGAGAAUUUUUGAAAUAUCUGAAGGCGAGCAGAAAAGGAAAAGAGCAGGACAAACUAACUCCAUUUAAUGUUUCUCUUGCAUUGGCCAUUUCAAGUAUUAGACGUUUGCAGGACAAUAUAUUUGAUCACCUCAAGUCUCUGAUUAUUAAGGCAUACAAAGAAGAAGAAAGGAGAAAGAAUUCAUGUUGGUUUAGAGAACUGUACAAAGAAGGGUGUGAUAUAGAUGCAAUAUUUUCAUCCGUCCUACAAUACAGUAACCAAGGCUGGGAUGAUGUUGUACAAGGCAUUACUCGAUUCGGGAUGCUUCUCAUGGAUUCAUAUGCGGUCAAGCAGAAUGACCUUUUCGAAAUUUGGUCACCAACUACACCAGCCCAGAAAGCUUGCAGUUUAGGUGCAAGGAUAUUGAAAUUUACUUUUCAGAAUCAAGAGCUUCUACGCGAAGAAAUAAUUUCACACAUUUUAAACACAGCGGCAACCAAAUCGAAUCUAAGUGCAACUCAUUACGUUGAUCUAUUGGCUUCUCUAGCAGCCUCCGUUCCUCAAGUCAUGCUGGAUUGUCUUCCCAAGAUCAAAGAGGUAUUUGAUUACAUAUCGCUGUUAACGCCAUCCAUCGCUGAGGGAGUCUUACACGCUGUACUUCCAAUUAUGAAAAUAAGCCUCACAAUGAAGGAUUCAUUACUGUUGGUUUUAAGAAAAGCAUUGUUCUCAAGGCAGAUGGAAUCUCGGCGAAUUGCAGUCACAGGAUUUCUGCUGAUCCUCAAACAUUUCAAGAUACCAGUAGAGGACAAUGUGAUGCCAUGCUCAAGCCAGUUUGCGGCAACCCAGUUGUAUUCAUGUAGUCAAAUGGAAAUCCCAACUUCAUCUAGGCUCCAUUCUUCAGUUAACGAAUCUGUAUGUCUGGAAGUUUUAGGCAAUUUGAGAAGAUGCCUCUCUCAUCAAUUUGAAGUAAAAUGUCAACUGUACGAGGGUCUAUUUGAGGUUGUAUCGAAAAAUCCCAGACUGACAUAUCCUGUAUUGGAUUUUUUGUUUACGCAGUUUAAGAAGUAUUACGAGCCUAGUCCUGAUAUCCCUGCUGUUGUGAAACUCGACCUGUGCGUCUCAUUUUCUGAUCAACAAGCAGUGCUUAUCGAGCCAUUGUCUGAUUUGUUGAAUGCGCUCCAACUCUGUACCAAAAAGUCAGGAUUCAGGCUGGACAAAGCUGAAGACGAAGACGAACCAUUGUCACAACUUCUGGACGACAUCGAGGAAACCUUGCAGCAGUGUACGAAGCGAAUGUUAAAAGCGGAUCUGGAAGAUUUUGAAUUGGAUAAAUCAGCUGAUCUGAGUAUAACAACGAGUGUUGGAAUGAAAAAUAACAUUUAUGCAAAGCAGGUUGUAGCUCUUUACGAGGUUUUAAUAGAAUACAAUUGGAUGACAGGGAAUUACAGUGAAGAAGCAGCCAACAAUGUAAUCAAACUCUUUGAAAAUAGAAUGAAAGUUAACGAGUUACUUUCUGAAAAGAGUGCAGUCUCCUCGGGCAAAAAAGGGAAAGUGUCAACAGGGAAACAAGGGUCCCUCGUUCUUUCUAUGAAGUGCGUUGCAAAUUUUCUCGAGGCAAUUUUCUGCGAUACUGAUGCAGAACACGAGAAAGGAAUCCAACCACUAAGGGAAACCCUCGACUUCGCUCGGUUUAUUGUGACGUCAGUUUUACAUAAGUUAUCUCAAAUCCAUGACACUAAAAGAUGUGACGGCCCGGGAGGCAAGACCCCACAGCAUCUAGUUAAACAAUGCUGUAUACUUGGGAGGACGUUUCUAUUCGCAAUCAAUGGAGAUACAUGCCUACCAGACAAUCUGUUGAAGAAGGAAAAGGCCGGCAGAUUCACGGGCAGUUGUAUCGAAGGAUUCCAGCUCAUCAUCUACAUUUUGUGCAAUCAUUUUCCAAAACAUUUGACACGAUUCCUAAAUUCCCUAGAUUUUUCCCCAAGUUUCCUGACACAGGCAAAUGACGAUGAUCCAUUUGAUGCCAUCCAUCGACAUCUCAGAAGAUUUCAGAGGAUGGCGUUGAACAUGUUUGUGUCACCCGACGAUGACCGUGCGAUGAAGGAAGGGCUCACCAUUAUAAACAUUAUGGCUAAACUUACAGAUCAUCUUGACGAAACAAGGAUCCCACAAGUCACCACAUGGCUACAAAAUGUGUGUGUCGAACAAAAUCUAGGCGAUCCUAUGCUUGUCAAGGCUUUGCUGUCUUUGCUUCUGACGCUGCACAGGAAAUCCAAUUCAAGAAACAAUCUGAUACGAGCGAUCUCCCAGGAUAUUCACAGUCAACUCGGUGACAUUGAUGAAGAAGUUGAAGUGGAAAAUCGUGCCAAUUUUGUCGUCAUUAAUUCGACAACGGUUGCUCCAACAGUUUUUCUCCUUCUGUUGGGUCAUAUUGACAAAGUUCUAGACGAAAUAGAGUUCAUCCUUUCAAAAAUGAAAUCAGACAUCCUUGCUCUCGCCCACGCUGAAACAGAAAAAGAAAAAGAUGCUGAAGACCUGGAGGAAGAACAAGAAAAACUAGAAAUGUCAAUAUGCCGCAUGUUGAUUGGUCUAGUGACGGCUUUCCAUGAACUUGUGCAAUCUGCUUUCCCGGAAGGAACCUGUGCAGACACUGUUACCAAGAGCUUGACAAAACUAUAUGUAAUUCUUGGCCAUCUCUCCAAAUAUCAUCUUGGGUUAUAUAACCAACGAAUUGGCCACAUGACUGAAAAGUUUGAAAAAUUGGUAAAACUGACCGCAACUCAUUUGACGCAACAAGCUUACGCAAUGAUAACCUACAUGCAAGCGACGCAAAACGUCGAGGACGAGAACGUAAUCGGGAAGGGGAAGAAAAACAAAAUGAACGCAAACAGACAAAAAUCAAUGCAAAAGAAUCGAGCGAUCAAGGAAUCUAAAUUGAUUCCCAAUCUGAUUUACUCGAUUGAGCAGUACGAGAUUUUUCUUAUUCAAUUAUCAAAGAAAUCCAAGGUUACAAAUCUCAUGGAACAUUUCAAGCUUAGCACGUCACGUGAUUUCCGUAUCAAUACAGCUACUUUGGAGGCUGCGUUGCAGGAAGAAAUUGCAGACGACGAGGAGGAGAUAUCCACUAUAAUGGAAGAGGAAAAUCAUGAACCACAACCAAAGAGGGCAAAGUCUGUCUCGUAAGUGCAUUGGAACUGAGCAUAGCUGACACAUAAUUCCCGCGUGUCAUUUAGCUUCAGUUCAACCACAGCCCCCCCCCCUACCAUCUUUAAAUUCCACCUUCACUGGGCAGCCCGCCUUUAAUAUCGACUAAACUCUAAUUGCAGAAACAAUAAAAGGGCUAGAAUAUUGAAGCAUCGUAUACGGCUCUAUUUAUAAAAACGCUUUGCCUGAUGACUAUGAAACGUAGACUCUUUAAAAGCAUUAGACGAAUUUGCUUCAUUCAAAAUCAGUGGUGGCGCCAGGGGAGGGCUACAGCCCCUCCGUCGGAAGCAUCUAGCACCCCCCCCCCCCAUCGGAGGACAUUUUAGGUUAUUGUCGGAGCAAAUUUGACAAAAUAACGUACGAAAACUGCUUAUUUUAGUCAUUUUAGCCCCCCUGUCGGAAGCUCCAGCCCCUCUGUCGGAAGAUUUCUGGCACCGCCUCUGUUCAAAUGUUCAAAAGAAUACAUCAUGAAUUGCUUUGAAGAUUUUGUAAUCAAUUUUUACGUACGUUUUAUGUGCCAAAUGGUGUUUUGUAUCUACCUUUUCUUUGUAUGCCAUAUUAAAAAAUCUGUUCAUUUCUUGUUAAUAUGUUAUUUAAAUGUUAAUCUUUGAUAUUAUACAAUACAAUUCCCUGAGGUUAUUUCAAUGUGUUGUAUUUAGAUCUUACUUCUGGAUAUCGUAGUCAAAUGCGAAAUUUUAAUGAUUUGGUGUGAUAAUUUUAUAUAAAAAAUAUCUUCGAAAUUCAGUAAAACAAAUCAAGCGCAGUUUCUUUUUUCUUUCUCAUCUUUCUCACUUACACCAUCUUGCAUGGUAAAGCAGUUUCCGAUUGUUUCCAUCGAAUCUUAAAAUUGUAUGGAAAAGAUAAUAUUUUCGAACUACGCUUUUAUGUAAGAAAAACCCAAUCUCCAUUUCAUAACAGGAGUUGAAACGAGACUUUCACAUUUUUCUAUUUUAUCUCAAGUCAGACCAACCAUUUUUGGAAAAAGGGGUAUUUUUGAUAGCGCUUAAGUCGUCUCUGUUUCUUAUUAUUCCUUGUACCAAUAAUAAAAAUUGAUUAAGUUUCUUUUCUUACAUUCCUUUGAACGAUAAAAGUAUAAAUAAAGGCAUUCAAAACGAGUAACAGGAACAGGGACAUUUUCACAGUGUCUUGAUCAAAAUGUUUUUAAAAAAUCAACUAAAUAACAAAGUGUAUAGGCUGACAUUAUAUUGAAAAGUUAGGCAAAAUUUAAAGUGUUCCGAUCGUUUCUGUCUCUUGAGUCUCAUUACGAUGAAUAGAAAUGUUUAGAAAUGAGAAAACCUUUUUUCAUAAAAAUACCAAAAUAAAACAGUGUAUAGGUUUACUUGGGCCUCAAUCGCAACUUCCUGUUUCUAGCACUAAUGACGGUAUUUUCCUUUUUAGUGUCAAAACAGGAAUUCUUAAAAUAAUUAAGUUUUUAGGCUUCCAUAUUUAGUGGAAAAUUGGAUUUUUUAAACUAUUUAAAUCCUCUCGCAUUCUCACUCUUUCUUGUCCUAAGGAUAAAAAUUUAUAAACACAUACUUUUUUAAUCGUAACAGGAUGAAGAAAGAUGUUGACAUGAGUAAUAGAUUGUUCAAAAAUUGAUCAUAUAAUCAAGUUUAUAGACUUUUAGCUAACAAACGGCAUAUUCCGCACUUUAAUUCCUGUUCUAACUAUUUCUGGCCCUAAAAACAAAAUUCUAUAAACUGACAUUCUUUUUCUUGUCUUAGCACGGAAAAAUGGUUUAACCUUUGAAAAUAUUAAAUUGCCAAAUGUUCUCACUAUUUCUGAAUCUAAUAGUAUUAGUUUACUAGUUUACAUUUUUUUACGGUAAACUAUGAUGAAUAGAAGAUGGCUGUAAAAAAUCUGGUGCUUUGUCAAAAAUUGUCAAAUAAAACUUUACUUUAAAGUGUACACACUUUAGUUUUUUAGGAAGUAAACCUCUAAAUGAACUCUGUAUAGUCAUAUCUAAAUCGUAUCAUUGGCUUCUCCAUUACAAAUUAUUCCUUCAAUUUUUCUUGCUUAAAGAGAUGAAAAGAUUUUCAUUGACCAUACUGUAAAUUUAGAAUACAAGUGCAGUGUCCAGAAUGGAGAUUUUC